AUGAGUGAAAGCUUGAGACUCACGUGUCAUAGUGAUGUUAGAAAGUUUUCUUUUAGCCAUGGCACCAGUCCGGAGCAUGGCACCCGUCCGGAGCAUGGCACCCGUCCGGAGCAUGGCACCCGUCCGGAGCAUGGCACCAGUCCGGAGCAAGGUACCCGUCCGGAGCAUGGCACCCGUCCGAAGCAUGGCACCAGUCCGGAGCAUGGCACCAGUCCGGAGCAUGGCACCCGUCCGGAGCAUGGCACCCGUCCGGAGCAUGGCACCCGUCCGGAGCAUGGCACUCGUCCGGAGCAAGGUACCCGUCCGGAGCAUGACACCCGUCCGAAGCAUGGCACCCGUCUGGAGCAAGGCACCCGUCCGGAGCAAGGCACCCGUCCGGAGCAUGGCACCCGUCCGAAGCAUGGCACCCGUCCGGAGCAUGGCACCAGUCCGGAGCAUGGCACCCGUCCGGAGCAUGGCACCCGUCCGGAGCAUGGCACCCGUCUGGAGCAAGGCACCCGUCCGGAGCAAGGCACCCGUCCGGAGCAAGGCACCCGUCCGGAGCAUGGCACCCGUCCGAAGCAUGGCACCCGUCCGGAGCAUGGCACCAGUCCGGAGCAUGGCACCCGUCCGGAGCAUGGCACCCGUCCGGAGCAUGGCACUCGUCCGGAGCAAGGUACCCGUCCGGAGCAUGGCACCCGUCCGGAGCAAGGUACACGUCCGGAGCAUGGCACCCGUCCGGAGCAUGGCACCCGUCCGGAGCAUGGCAACCGUCCGGGGCAUGGCACCCGUCCGGAGCAAAGUACCCGUCCGGAGCAAGGUACCCGUCCGGAGCAUGGCACCCGUCCGGAGCAUGGCAACCGUCCGGAGCAAGGCACCCGUCCGGAGCAAGGUACCCGUCCGGAGCAAGGUACCCGUCCGGAGAAAGGCACCCGUCCGGAGCAAGGCACCCGUCCGGAGCAAGGUACCCGUCCGGAGCAUGGCACCCGUCCGGAGCAUGACAACCGUCCGGAGCAAGGCACCCGUCCGGAGCAAGGUACCCGUCCGGAGCAAGGCACCCGUCCGGAGCAAGGCACCCGUCCGGAGCAAGGCACCCGUCCGGAGCAUGGCACCCGUCCGGAGCAUGGCACCCGUCCGGAGCAUGGUACCCGUCCGGAGCAUGGCACCUGCCCAGUUACUUUCUAA
Molecule: messenger RNA, 1164 nt
Organism: Procambarus clarkii (red swamp crayfish)
Lineage: Eukaryota; Metazoa; Arthropoda; Malacostraca; Decapoda; Cambaridae
Source: RefSeq, a predicted model, not a curated record